Cheilinus undulatus (humphead wrasse) is the source of this 627-nucleotide messenger RNA. It is a transcript of the gene atp5pd, whose product is annotated as ATP synthase peripheral stalk subunit d. The record is from RefSeq and is a predicted model, not a curated record. The coding region runs from base 96 to 581 and encodes 161 amino acids. Gene Ontology annotation, biological process: proton motive force-driven ATP synthesis. The transcript has 6 exons. Lineage: Eukaryota; Metazoa; Chordata; Actinopteri; Labriformes; Labridae. Gene Ontology annotation, molecular function: proton transmembrane transporter activity.
CUCACUGCUUCUCCAGGUUCCCGAGGAAGAAAAGGUACUUCCGCUGUUCCGUCCUGUUCUGUCCAAACGUCAUUUGAAACAGCGAGAUAGUCAAGAUGGCAGGCCGUCGUGUUGCCCUCAAGGCCAUCGACUGGGUGGCGUUCGCUGAGCGUGUUCCACCCAACCAGAGGGGCAUGUUCAACGCACUGAAGACUCGCAGUGAUGCCAUUGCUGCAAAACUAGCCUCCCUGCCUGAGGCUCCUGCAGCCAUCGACUGGAGCUACUACAGGAGUGCUGUUGCCAAAGCUGGCAUGGUUGAUGAGUUUGAGAAGAAGUUCAGUGCCCUGAAGAUUCCUGAGCCAGUUGACACACAGACGAGCGCCAUCAAUGCACAGGAGACUGAAGCUAACCAAAAUGCAUCAGCUUACAUUGAGGGAUCCAAGGCCCGCAUCACUCAGUAUGAGAAAGAGUUGGAGAAGUUUAAGAACAUGGUCCCCUUCGAACAGAUGACCAUCGAAGACCUCAACGAUGCUUUCCCAGAGACUAAGUUGGAUAAGGUCAAAUAUCCCUACUGGCCCCACAAACCCAUUGCUGAACUGUAAAUCCCUUACUGGACACACAAUAAAGAUUAUGUAUUUAAAAAGAAAA